Messenger RNA from Cyprinus carpio (common carp), 1973 nucleotides. It is a transcript of the gene kcnj2a, whose product is annotated as potassium inwardly rectifying channel subfamily J member 2a. Gene Ontology annotation, molecular function: inward rectifier potassium channel activity. Gene Ontology annotation, cellular component: plasma membrane. Lineage: Eukaryota; Metazoa; Chordata; Actinopteri; Cypriniformes; Cyprinidae. Gene Ontology annotation, biological process: potassium ion import across plasma membrane; regulation of monoatomic ion transmembrane transport. The record is from RefSeq and is a predicted model, not a curated record.
AGUUACCGCACGCCGCAAACAAGAGGAGAAACGUGGAGAUUUCUGUUCUUAUACUUCAUAUCAAAUAUUAUUAAUACGUUACGUGGAGAGAACAAGAUCAAUGAGAAGACAGUGUGGAUAGUAAAACCAUUCGUGGGAUAUUUUUAUAUAUGAGAACUUUUUCGUGUUCAUUUACAAAUGACUAGGACAUUUGAUCAAUGAUAUCACCAGAGCAGAUGAGAACCAAGUGAUCACCCCAUCCUUGGCCCUUCUGUCAAUCAAAGGUCCAACUGGAGCAAAGAGACGCCUCCUGCGUCCAGCUCGUAACAAACCCAUUUCCUGCUUGUGUUGGUCCCCGUGAGUGUUUCAAAACUGUUUCUCCAACGCUUUUUCCAGAAACUAAGACUGUUUUCCAAAGCAGAAACAGCACAGACCUCCCAGACUGAGGUGAUGGGAAGUGUGCGGGCCAACCGCUACAGCAUCGUGUCAUCUGAGGAGGACGGUAUGAAGUUGGCCACUGCUGCGGUGCCAAAUGGGUACGGUAAUGGGAAGGGUAAAGUCCAUACCCGUCACCAGACCCAGAGCAGGUUCGUCAAGAAAGACGGACACUGCAACGUGCAAUUCAUCAACGUCAGUGAGAAGAGCCAGCGCUACCUGGCCGACAUCUUUACCACGUGCGUGGACAUUCGCUGGCGAUGGAUGUUCGUUAUCUUCUGCAUGGCUUUCCUGCUGUCGUGGCUGUUUUUUGGAUGUAUCUUCUGGCUGGUUGCAAUAUUCCAUGGAGACCUGGAGAACGACGGGCCCAAGUGUGUCUCCAAUGUCAGCACCUUCACGGCUGCCUUUCUCUUCUCGAUCGAGACACAGACCACUAUCGGCUACGGUUAUCGCUAUGUUACAGACGAGUGCCCCAUUGCGGUGUUCAUGGUUGUAUUUCAGAGCAUAGUCGGCUGCAUCAUUGACGCCUUCAUCAUCGGUGCUGUCAUGGCUAAGAUGGCAAAGCCCAAGAAGCGGAACGAGACUCUGCUGUUCAGCCACAAUGCUACAGUGGCCAUGAGGGACAAUAAGCUGUGUCUGAUGUGGAGGGUUGGCAACUUGCGCAAAAGCCACCUGGUAGAGGCCCAUGUUCGAGCUCAGCUCCUUAGAUCCCGCACCACUGCUGAAGGAGAGUUUAUCCCUCUAGACCAGAUGGACAUCGACGUGGGCUUUGACAGUGGUAUUGACCGCAUCUUCUUGGUGUCACCGAUCACCAUCGUCCAUGAGAUCGACGAGGACAGCCCUUUCUAUGACAUGAACAAACAGGAAAUGGAGAACUCUGACUUUGAAAUCGUAGUUAUACUAGAGGGCAUGGUGGAGGCCACAGCCAUGACCACCCAAUGCCGCAGCUCCUACGUAGCCACUGAGAUCCUGUGGGGACACCGAUUUGAGCCUGUCCUCUUCGAGGAGAAAAACUAUUACAAAGUAGACUACUCUCGCUUUCACAAGACCUACGAAGUGCCCAGCACCCCACUGUGCAGCGCGAGGGACCUUGCUGAGAAAAAAUAUAUCCUAUCCAACUCAAAUUCUUUUUGCUAUGAGAACGAGGUGGCCCUUUCAAACAAAGAGGAGAAAGAGGACGGGAACGGGGACAGCCUGGGCCCUGGUGGGACAAACAUGGACACUAGCUCAGACUCUGACCACAGCCAGGCCACCGUUCCCUUAGAACCACGGCCUCUACGGCGGGAAUCUGAAAUAUGACUCUGCAGAACUAGCAGAAAGGUUUUACAGACACCUCUUCAUACAGGCACAUUGAGCUGAACUGAGCCCCUCGGCAAGGCAGACUCAAGCUAACGGUACAGUUACGAGGAGGAACGACAGAGAAACUGUACAAGAGUGUUCUUACGAGUAUGCAUGGUUAAAUAAAACACAGCAUAGAGGCACUGCACAGCUAACGAAGAAUACACAUCAAGGGAGGAAGAGAGAGAGAGAGAGAGAGAGAGAGAGAGAGAGAGAGAAAG